ACUGCUCGGUUGGUUGUUGUGGGCAGGGCUGCCGGCCAGGCCCUCGGCUGGAGGAGGGAGUGAGCCCUGGGAGUGGAGCUGGCUGUCUCCUCAUGCCAGUGCCGACAGGAGGCUUUUUGGACACACCGAUUAUUCACACCAGCCUCCCCCUUUUGUCUGCCAGUCCAGCCUGCCUCCUUGAGAUUGUGAGUAGUUCUAUCUAGCCUGGGAAGCAAGCAGGACGGCUGAGCCAGGCCACACCCGGAGCGCCCAACAGGCCCAUGUUGUGGCCAGAGCCCUCCUCCAGGCUGGGGGGCCACCGGCCCGGCCUCCUGCCCGUGCUCCUGGCGCUGGCCCUCCUUGGCACGGCCUGGACAGAGGCGCGGCUACUCCCGCUGCAGGAGGAUCAGGCUCUAACACCUGGAGCCCUGAGCAGUAAGGAGGCGUUCCUGCUCCUCUCCGUUCAUAACCGUCUGCGCAGCCGGGUGCAUCCCCCCGCAGCCAACAUGCAGAGAAUGGACUGGAGUGAGAGCCUGGCCCGAUGGGCUCAGGCCAGGGCGGCCGUCUGCGGUGCCCCAGCCCGGAACCCUGCGUCAGCACCUCGGGCCACGCAGCAGGUGGGCUGGAACGUGCAGCUGCUGCCCGCGGGCUCGGCGUCUUUCGUCGGCGUGGUGGGCCUGUGGUUCGCAGAGGGGCGUUGGUACAGCCACGCGGCAGCCCAGUGCGCCCGCAACGCCACCUGCAGCCACUACACUCAGCUCGUGUGGGCCACGUCGAGCCAGCUGGGCUGUGGGCGGCAUCAGUGCUCUGGGGCCCAGGCAGAGACGGAAGCCUUCGUCUGUGCCUACUCUCCCGGAGGCAACUGGGAGGUAAACGGGAAGACAAUCGUCCCCUAUAAGAAGGGCUCCUGGUGUUCGCUCUGCACGGCCAGUGUCUCCGGCUGCUUCAAAGCCUGGGACCACGCAGGGGGGCUCUGUGAGGUCCCCAGGAACCCAUGUCGCAUGAGCUGCCGGAACCGUGGCCAUCUCAACAUCAGCACCUGCCACUGCCGUUGUCCCCCCGGCUACACAGGCAGAUACUGCCAAGUGCGGUGCAGCGUGCGGUGCGUGCAUGGCCGGUUCCGGGAGGAGGAGUGUUCCUGCGUCUGUGAUGUCGGCUAUGGGGGAGCCCAGUGUGCCACCAAGGUGCACUUUCCCUUCCACACUUGUGACCUGAGGAUCGAUGGAGACUGCUUCCUGGUGUCUUCGGAGGCAGACACCUACUAUGGAGCCAAGAUGAAAUGCCAGGGAAAGGGCGGGGUGCUAGCGCAGAUUGAGAGCCAGAAAGUGCAGGACAUCCUCGCCUUCUACCUGGGCCGCCUGGAGACCACCAACGAGGUGACUGACAGCGACUUUGAGACCAGAAACUUCUGGAUUGGGCUCACCUACAAGACCACCAAGGACUCCUUCCGCUGGACCACAGGGGAGCACCAGUCCUUCACCAGUUUCGCCUUCGGGCAGCCUGACAACCAGGGUUUUGGCAACUGUGUGGAGUUACAGGCGUCCGCCGCCUUCAACUGGAACGACCAGCGCUGCAAAACCCGAAACCGUUACAUCUGCCAGUUCGCUGAGGAGCACAUUUCCCGGUGGGACCCGGGACCCUGAGACUCGGCCGUGCCCCCCGCUGCCAGCGCCUGGAUGCGCAGCCGCUCUCGCCCAGCUGCCCACCUGUCUGGAAUAAGGGCCAGGCCAGGACUGCAAGCCAGCAUCCACAGACGUCUCAGAGAGACCCGGCAGGAAGGGGGGCAGGGGGUACAAGUCAGGCCCAGAGGGAGUCUGCCAUAGGGGGAGGGGAGCCGGGGCCCCUCAGCCUGCUGUUGAUUGGGAAGGUGGGUGUCAGGCGCCCAAAUAGGAGGCAGGGCCAGCAGCCAGAAGAGACCACUCUCCUCCAUGGUCGCCGGACCCUCUGGGGCAGACGGAGGUUCCUCACUGCCCAGGGUGCACCCCGCAAAGGAUUAAACUAAGUUAUGAAUCA
Molecule: messenger RNA, 1992 nt
Organism: Zalophus californianus (California sea lion)
Lineage: Eukaryota; Metazoa; Chordata; Mammalia; Carnivora; Otariidae
Product: C-type lectin domain family 18 member A-like
Exons: 12
Coding region: 261-1622 (453 amino acids)
Molecular function (GO): polysaccharide binding
Source: RefSeq, a predicted model, not a curated record